Molecule: messenger RNA, 650 nt
Organism: Monosiga brevicollis MX1
Lineage: Eukaryota; Choanoflagellata; Craspedida; Salpingoecidae
Exons: 1
Coding region: 63-596 (177 amino acids)
Source: RefSeq, a predicted model, not a curated record
CGAGGCAGGUCUUGCCCUGGGGGUUUUCAGGGACGGUUGGUAUCUGUACGAACCGGCAAGUCAUGGAUAGCAACGCGUUGACGGGAGACAUUGCGCAGCGCAACCCGUUUGCAGCGGCCGAUCGGGCCAACAAGCAGGCCAGCCUGAGUGCCCAGCAGGAUGAGGUGGCCCGCCAACAGGCGGCCGAGUCCCGCAAGGCCGAGGAGCUCAAACAGCGACGUCGUGAAGCCGCGCGCCGCGAGAAGGAAUCACAGUUACAAUCACAGAUUGCACGACGUGCCCAACAGCUUGAGCAGCAACAAGAAGAGGUGGAGCGCCUCCGCGCCGCCAAAAUUGCCGCCGAGAAUCGGGCCCGGGAACUUGAAGAACAACAACAGAAGAUGCAGGAACAGGCUGCUGCUCGCGAAGCCGAGCUUCAGCGAGAGCGCCAAGAGGCACAAGAACGCGCCGCCCUAGCCGAGGAAGAGCGCCAGCGCACCAAAGCCAAGGCCGAAGCAGAAGCCCGCCGAUUGGGCCGCCAUCCGCCAAGCCGAAGAGCAGGCCGAAACCACUGCUCAGAUGAUUACCGCCAGCCGCGAACUUCAGACUCGGCUUGACCAAGCCUACGAACAACACGUCAUUUCCCGUCGUGAGCAUGAAGAGUGGCAUGC